AGUUCAUUUAUAUUUCGGCGUGAUAUUCGUCUGCUCAGCUCGUUAACUCUGAGAAAAUUAUUAUUUUUUGAUUCAAGUUUUCAAUUGACGCCAUCAUCAACGUUAAACAUGAACUCAUUUUAUUAUAUUCUAUUCCUAGUUUAUUUAGUUCCGACUGUCAUGUCAGUUAAAGAAGUUACAAAGGAGAAUUGCGAAGUGUGUGUAACUGUUCUCGACAAGUUUGUAGCCUCUCUUAAAAGCGAAGAUAAAGCGGAUCAGAAGAAAGUACAUAGUGAACUUAUGAAAUUUUGUAAGAAUUUAAAGAAAACUGAAAACCGUUUUUGCUACUACGUAGGAGGCUUGGAAGAAUCAGCUACAAGCAUUCUUGGAGAAAUUACUAAAAGGGUUACAUGGGGAGUUCCCUCUGAAAAAAUUUGUCAGCAACUCACAAGAAAAGACUCUCAAAUUUGUGAAUUGAAAUAUGAAAAGCAAAUUGAUUUGACUAAAGUGAACUUUAAGAAACUAAAGGUAAAGGAUUUGAAGAAGAUCUUAUCGGAUUGGGAAGAACAAUGCAAAGGCUGUACAGAAAAAUCCGAUUUCGUAUCAAGAAUUAAAGAAUUAAUGCCAACAUACGCACCCGACGCAGCCAAGGCCCUUAAAGAAAGGGAUGAACUUUGAAUUAAAAAUAUCUAUAUGAAAAUUUAUAGUCUAAUUUUGUAUAAAUAUAUUAACAAAUUAGGUUAAAAUGUCAAUAAAAAUAAGAAGUUAUUGGUGCAUAAUGUACACUACAUUAAACAUUCUAGGCUCAAUGUGCAUGUCUUCAUUUGCACAUUGUUAGCCAAAUCAAUAUUUAAGUAUAGAUACUUGUUAUAAAUCAAUUCAUCGUGAAUAGAUAUUAGUACUCUUUUACACAAACUAUACAAAUAUUCAUCUUUAAACGAUAUAAAAAGCAUCAUAGACCAAUUUUCAAUUCGUAUUAUUUCUCAAUGCAUACACGAAAAGAAAAGAGAGAAAGUUACACUGUUGUAAAGUAACGCCCUCUAACUCCGAUAAUAAUACAGUCUAUAAAGAAUAAACUGUAUUAUUUACAGUAAAGUUUAUGAACAAAUCGUUAUUAUUUGAAAUAAUUAUUAAGGAAACAUGAAUAAUAUAUUUAUUCUUUUC
Molecule: messenger RNA, 1143 nt
Organism: Dimorphilus gyrociliatus
Lineage: Eukaryota; Metazoa; Annelida; Polychaeta; Dinophilidae
Source: the annotation of a GenBank genome assembly